Molecule: messenger RNA, 1092 nt
Organism: Arachis stenosperma
Lineage: Eukaryota; Viridiplantae; Streptophyta; Magnoliopsida; Fabales; Fabaceae
Product: guanine nucleotide-binding protein subunit gamma 3-like
Exons: 5
Coding region: 277-1092 (271 amino acids)
Source: RefSeq, a predicted model, not a curated record
AAAGCAAAUGGUGGUUGAAAUUCAAAUUGAAGCUAUUUUUGUUGUAAAUAAACAAAAAAAGAAAUAAUUUAGUGGUGGCUCUGUUCUGGGUGUUUCAUAAUUAUGUAUGGGGAUGUCAGAGGACCCAAUUUACUGCACCCUGCCACUCUCACUCACUUGCACCUAACCUAACCUUAUUUUCUUCUUCUUCUUCUUCUUCUUCUUCUUCUUCUUCUCCUUCUCUGCACUCACUCAUUUGUGCCUAUUCCCUUUUCUUUCAUCCCUCCACUCCAAGCCAUGGCCACUGCUGCUUCUUCUUCCUCCCUUCCUUCUCUCCCACCACCUUCCCCCAAGUCACCCCCUGACUUGUACGGCAAGCGCCGCGACACCGCCAGGCUUCACAUGCUGGACAGAGAAAUCACUUUUCUCGAGGUUGAGUUGAAAAAUGUUGAAGCCCUUCAACCAGCUUCAGCAUGCUGCAAAGAGGUUGCUGAUUUCGUGGUCGCCAACUCUGAUCCUCUCUUACCUUCAAGCAAGAAGAAUCGCAGGUCAUGCCGCUUUUGGAAGUGGCUCUGUGGUUUGCCAUGUUUAAACUUGUCUUGGAUCUGCUGCUGCUGCUUCUGCUGUGAAGGCUUACCUGUACAUCUGAAAUUACCAAGCUGCCACUGCUGCAGGCCAUGCAGUUGCUGCAGCUGCAGCUGCAAUUGUCUUCCCUCCAUCAAUUGCUCCUUGCCAAAAUGGCUGUGCUGCUGCUUGUGUCCCACUUCGUCAUCAAAUUGCUGUAAAGGGAGUAACUGCUGCUCAUUUUCCAAAUCAAGUUGCUGGAGAUGGAGUAGCUGCUGUUCUUGUUCCAGAUCAAAGUGCUGUAAAUGGAGGAGGAGGAGCUGCUUCAGUUGCUCUUGUCCUGAAUCAAAAUGCUGCCAAGGUAGCUGCGGCUUCGGAAACUGCUGCAUUCUCCCAAGCAGUUGCAGUUUUCAGUGUCCAUCUUGCCCUUCUUGCUGCAGUUGCAAAUGCUCCUGCACUUGUUCUUGCCCCAGUUGUCCCAAGGUACACCCUUGUUGCUGCUGUACAAAGUCCUUUUGGAGAAGUGCUUUCUGCUGUUUCUGUUGUUAG